AUGACGUCUCAGUGGCUUGGGAAUCCUCGGUAUACGCAAACUGGACGAGCCGCUCAAACGUCCUUUUGCUCACGUCGGGCCAUACUUCAGGUUCACCCACGAAGCCUUUGUUCACUAUGGCACGAAGUGGUUGCACUAUGGCACGAGUGGUUGGGAAAGUUGGGCUAUGGCUUCUUCGUGGAGGCGGAACUCGCUGGAUUUGCCAUCGACCCGCUGGCCGACGAAGAACGUGACGAUCCUGGAAUCAAGGAUUCUAUGCAUGUUAUUGAUAGUUUAUGUGACGGAAAUGGCUUCGAUAAUGACAAGGCUAGGCAGGUGAGACUUACUCUUUGA
Molecule: messenger RNA, 333 nt
Organism: Pseudogymnoascus destructans
Lineage: Eukaryota; Fungi; Ascomycota; Leotiomycetes; Thelebolales; Thelebolaceae
Exons: 1
Coding region: 1-333 (110 amino acids)
Source: RefSeq, a predicted model, not a curated record